AUGGACUGCUACGUGCCGAAUAACCCGCAGUAUGUGGCCGACUUCUGUUCGCUUCAGGAGCCGGCACAUGCCCACCACUGCUGUGAGCAGGAGGCCACAUGCUGCGAGGACAGCGAGGAGCUGAGCGCGCUGCAUGAGUCGCUAGACGCGUGCGCGCUGGGCGCCGACAGCUGGGCGCCGGACGAGAUGGGCUCGUUCUCGCUGCCCGCGCUGGAGCUCGAGCCGCUGCCGUCGCUGUUCCCGUUCUCGCCGCCGUCUCACUACAACAGGAACAGCGGGGAGUGCCGCGAGCGCGGGGGGGACGCGGCCGACGUGCUGCUGUCCCUCAAGCAUGCCGUCGUGCACGGGGAGUGCAACUCCGAUCCCGUGCAUCCGCAGAUGAUGAUGAACAACGGCGGCUACCCGUACUACGAGCACUACAGCGCGCCGCCGCUGUUCCCCACCAUGAGCGUGAACGUGUCCAUGAACAUGACCAUGCACGGCUGUCCGCCCGACCAGCUGUGUCCGCAGGUGCAAUGGAACCAGAACGCGUCAUCACCGGCAGUGAACGUCGUCUACCCUCAACCACAGAACGUCAUCAGCCCCACCUCCUACCCUUCCGCCACCUACUCCUUCACAGCAGACUUCAGGACCCCCAACCAAUCAGAUCCUCUCAUCACAGCCACUUCCACAUUCAAACCUCUGCAACUACCAAACCAAAAACCCAACCAGAACUACUUAUUCCAAAAACAAUCAAACUUCAACAACCAGAAGGUUUUAAGUCAAACAUUGAAGCGACCGCCGUCGAAGAUGUAUGAAGGACAGAAGUUGGAACAGAAUAUGGGGAGUGGGUACACGAUACUGAAUGAUGAACAGAUGCAUCAGGACUAUGGGUAUUCGUGUAUCAACUCUUCUGGGAAGGUUCAGGUGGGCUCGCUCAGUGGCUGCUCAGAAGACGACGAGCAAAAGCCCAACCUGUGCCGCAUCUGUGGCAAGACCUACGCGCGGCCGAGCACACUCAAGACUCACUUACGAACUCACAGCGGGGAGCGGCCGUAUAGAUGUGGGGACUGCAAUAAGAGCUUCUCGCAAGCUGCUAACCUGACGGCGCAUGUGCGGACGCAUACUGGGCAGAAGCCUUUUAGGUGUCCCAUAUGCGAUAGAAGGUUUAGCCAAAGCUCGAGUGUAACGACGCACAUGAGGACACAUUCAGGAGAGCGGCCGUACCAGUGCAGAUCGUGUAAAAAAGCAUUCUCCGAUAGUUCCACUUUGACGAAGCAUUUAAGAAUACACUCCGGGGAAAAACCUUAUCAAUGCAAACUCUGUUUACUUAGGUUCUCCCAAUCCGGCAACCUGAACCGUCACAUGAGGGUGCACGGAAACCUCUCCGGAGGCAUGCUCGGCUGACCCCUGCCGCGGUGCGGGUUGCCCGCUGUCUACUUCUGAUCUCCUAGUCCUUGCUCUUUCGUGCCAUAGAGGCAGUAAAACGCGCGCCAUGCGUCAAUGUUCACAAGAUGGCGGAAAGGAUUGUGAACAAAAUGGCGGCAGUAUUGCCAUAGGAUAAAAA
Messenger RNA from Plutella xylostella (diamondback moth), 1546 nucleotides. Its product is annotated as protein glass. NCBI's taxonomy places the organism in Eukaryota, Metazoa, Arthropoda, Insecta, Lepidoptera, Plutellidae. The record is from RefSeq and is a predicted model, not a curated record. Gene Ontology annotation, molecular function: DNA-binding transcription factor activity, RNA polymerase II-specific; RNA polymerase II cis-regulatory region sequence-specific DNA binding. Gene Ontology annotation, biological process: regulation of transcription by RNA polymerase II.